This is a messenger RNA of Staurois parvus, 1569 nucleotides long. Lineage: Eukaryota; Metazoa; Chordata; Amphibia; Anura; Ranidae. The record is from the annotation of a GenBank genome assembly.
AUGGAUACAAAGUACAAAGAAGACCUCUUCAGAAAAUAUGUACAGUUCCAUGAGUCUAAACUGGAAGCUUCCGACAGCAAGCAGCGAGCCAUCAGCGAUGAGUACCUACGUACAGCCGCUUCGGCCUUACUCAGCCUACCCAAAAUCGACCCCGCUCAUCGAUUCCGGCUGAUCCGCUUCUAUGACGUGUGCGAGAAUUCUCUCAAAUCCCUGCGGACUUCCAAUCUGCGCUCACUUCACAAUGCCGCGGCUAUGCUAGAGACUGUCGGUAUUAAUCUUUUCCUUUAUCCCUGGAAGAAGGAGUACAAGAAUAUCAAGACUUACACCGGGCCAUUUGUUUACUACGUUAGAGCUGCUUUAAUUGACGACGACAUUAGGCAUAUAUUAAAUAACAUGGGCUAUGUUCAAGAGUACGGCACGGUCUACAGGCUCAAAGACCACGUGGAUACCACCCAAGUCAAAAGAGUGGCCUUUGAGCUUUUCCUGGCACGAGUGGAAUGUGAGCUUCUGCUGGAAAUCUACUUGCAAGUCAAGGAUAAAGGCUACUUGGAGGUGGACGUGGUGAACGAGCGGAAGAACAGCAACGAGGACGUCAGGGGCUGCACAGACGAAAUGAAGAGGCGGUCAGAAUAUAAAGAGAGCCUGAACAUAUCAAUGGCUAGGAUGGUCCUCCAGAAGUCAGCCAGCGAGAGAGCGCCGUCUAAAGACUAUUUAAAACAGAAGGUCACAAAGCCGUCAAAAUCGGUUGAUACGUACGACAGCUACUGGGACAGCAAAAACAAGCCGCCUUUGACGGCCUCCCUGAGCUUCAGGAAGGAGCCCCCCAUUCUGGUAGACACAGAAGAUGACCUUAAGGAUGAAAUUAUACGCCCCUCGCCGUCUUUACUGGCCAUGUCUAGCUCUCUGCACGGCUGCUCUGAUGAAUUUUUAAAUAUUUCAUCCAACCCCAAUGGACUGAUCCGAGCAAACCACACCUACGGUUAUUAUCCUGCUGACGAUGAGGUAGAUUUAUACACCGACAUGGAUUCUAGAAUGAUCAGCGUGAAGCGGCAGGAACUUGCCAAGCCCGACGUCUGGCUCUUUGAAAACAAGAUGAAUCCGUCUCAUCACAAGCGUUCGCUGUUAGCCAAAGAGACAGUAUUCAUGAAGUGCCAAAGCUGCGGCCUGUCUUCUGGUGGUCCCUUAUGCCAAAAGUGCGAAAGCAUGAUUCUCCAUCGCCCGGACGGUUCUACGCUCAAGCAGAGCAACCUGUCAAUCAAUACUUCGGCUCAAAACGACGGUUACUCCUCCGGUUCGGGGAUGCGCGAGAAGUCUUACGUCAGUUCGUCCCAAGACCCGUCUUCUCAACAGAACCCCAAAAUGAAAUUUUCCUCUUCUCUGCGCUGCAGCUUCUGCAACAGGCUCGGUGCCUCUCUCACCUGCACAGUCUGCUCCAAAGUUUCAUGCGAAGCUUGUGUCACCGCUUACACUCGCGAUUACUGUUGCCGGAAAAGCGAUUAUCAUAAAUUUGCACCAAACAAUCAGCUAAAUUACAAAUCCUCCCAGCUAGCCCACCUUGUGUACAGAUAA